AUGAGCCUAAGCCUACGCCAACCUAAGCCUAGGCCUAAGCCUAAGCUUAAGCCUAAGCCUAAGCCUAAGCCUAAGCCUAAGCCUAAGCCUAAGCCUAAGCCUAAGCCUAAGCCUAAGCCUAAGUCUAAGUCUAAGCCUAAGCCUAAGCCGAAGCCUAAGCCUAAAACUAAGCCUAAGCCUAAGCCAAAGCCUGGACCUAAACUUAAAGUUAAGGUUAAGUCUAAAGCUAUACCCAUGGCUAAGCCUAAGCGUAAACCAAAGAUAAAGCCUGAGCCUUGUCUGGUUUUUACCUUUAAAACCUAA
Molecule: messenger RNA, 303 nt
Organism: Bursaphelenchus okinawaensis
Lineage: Eukaryota; Metazoa; Nematoda; Chromadorea; Rhabditida; Aphelenchoididae
Source: the annotation of a GenBank genome assembly